AUGUCUUCGUCUGCCGGAAGAACAUACACCCAGAUCCUAGACUUCUGGUUCAGCCCAAAGUCCUCCCCCGACUACCUGCAGCAAAAGUCCUUCUGGUACGGUGGCCCCGCCGACGACGCAUACGUACGCAAGAACCUCGGGCCCUCCUACAACGAAGCCAAGAAUGGCCGACUGGAUGGCUGGAUGGAUCUCGCCGCCGGCGAGGGCGCUCUAGCCCUCAUCCUCCUUCUAGACCAGGUCCCCCGCAACAUCUUUCGCGGGUCGCCGGAUGCCUACGCGACGGAUGCAAAGGCAGUGGCUGUUGCCCGCCAUGCUGUGGACAAGGGCUGGGACCGGGAUAUGCCGGUUAUUCAGAGGCGAUACUUGUAUUCGCCGUUUAAUCACUCGGAGAACCUGCAGGACCAAGAGAUGUCGGUGAAGUUGUUCACGGACCUAGGCGAUCCGUACCAUUUGCGCUGGGCGCGGGAUUUCCACGACCAGAUUAAGCGCGAUGGAAGGUUCAAACAUCGUGACGGUGUAUUGGGGAGGUAG
Molecule: messenger RNA, 531 nt
Organism: Aspergillus versicolor CBS 583.65
Lineage: Eukaryota; Fungi; Ascomycota; Eurotiomycetes; Eurotiales; Aspergillaceae
Product: DUF924 family protein
Exons: 1
Coding region: 1-531 (176 amino acids)
Molecular function (GO): protein binding
Source: RefSeq, a predicted model, not a curated record